AUGAUUCUUUCUUUCUUUCUUUCUUUCUUUCUAUUUUCUUUCUUUCUUUCAAUCGAUUAUUUCUUUAUUUAUUUCUUUCAAGCGAUUCUUUCUUUCUUUUUUUCGUUCUUUCAAGCGAUUUUCCUCCUUUCUUUCUUUCUUUCUUUCUUUCUUUCUUUCUUUCUUUCUAUUUUUCUUUAUUUCUUUCUUUCCUUCUUUCUUUCUUUCUUUCUUUCUUUCUUUCAAACGAUUCUUUAUUUUUUUCUUUCUUUCAAACAAUUCUUUCAGUCAUACUUUCAAGCGAUUCUUUCUUUCUUUCUUUCUUUCUUUCUUUCAAGCGAUUCUUUCUUUCUUUCUUUCAAGCGAUUCUUUCUUUCUUUUUUUCUUUCAAGCGAUUCUAUCUUUCUUUCUUUCUUUCUUUCUUUCAAGCGAUUCUUUCUUUCUUUCUUUCUUUCUUUCAAGCGAUUCUUUCUUUCUUACUCCCAAGCUACUAGUUUCUUUCUUUCUUUCUUUCUUCCUUUCUUUCUUUCUUUCUUUCUUUCUUUCUUUCUUUCUUUCUUUCGUUCAAGUCCUUAUUCUUUCUUUCAUUUCUUUUUUGAAGUUAUUCCUUCUUUUUUUACUUUCAAGCAACCUUUUCUUUCUUUAAGCGAUUCUUUCUUCCUUCCUCUCUUUCUUUCUUUCUUUCUUUCAAGCGAUUUUUCUUCCUUUCUUUCUUUUUGCUUUCUUUCAAGUGAUUCCUACUUUUUCCUUUCAAGUGAUUCUUUCUUUCUUUCUUUCUUUCUUUCUUUCUUUCAAGCGAUUUUCCCUUCCUUUCUUUCAAGCCAUUCUUUCUUUCUUUCUUUCUUUCUUUCUUUCUUUCUUUCUUUCUUUCUUUCUUUCUUUCAACCAUUCUUCCUUUCUUUCUUUUUUCUUAGACCGCCUCUUCUUACUUUAUAUUCGUUCUUUCUUUCUUUCUUUUGUAAAUUCCCCCUUCUUAAUUUAUAUUCUUUCUUUCUUUCUUUCUUUCUUUCUUUCUUUCUUUCUUUCUUUCUUUCUUUCUUUCUUUCAAGCAAUCCUUUCUUUUUUUUUUCUUUCUUUCCAGCAAUUUUUGUUUCUUUCUUUCUUUCAAUAAAAUCCAAUCCAUUUCUCUCUUUCUCCCUCUUUUCUUUCUCUCUCCCCCGUCUCUCUCUCUCUCUCUUUCUCCCUCUGUUCUCUCUUUUUCUCCUUCUGUUCUCUCUUUCGCUCUUUUCCCUUUUUUUAUCUCCCCACUCUAUUCUCUCUCUCUCACUCUUUCUACUUAUGUACCUCUCUCUCUUUCUCCCUUUCUCCCUUCAUUUAUCCCACUUCUCUCUCUGUUUUUCUCUCUUUUUUAUCUCUCUUCCUUUUUUCUCCCACUCUGUCUUUCUUUCACCCUCUCUCUUUCUCUGUGUCUCUAACGACUGGUUUGAGUUUUUUGUCAGACUUGGCUACACAUGA
This is a messenger RNA of Acanthosepion pharaonis, 1434 nucleotides long. The record is from the annotation of a GenBank genome assembly. NCBI's taxonomy places the organism in Eukaryota, Metazoa, Mollusca, Cephalopoda, Sepiida, Sepiidae.